Messenger RNA from Vicia villosa (hairy vetch), 519 nucleotides. RefSeq lists its product as uncharacterized. The record is from RefSeq and is a predicted model, not a curated record. NCBI's taxonomy places the organism in Eukaryota, Viridiplantae, Streptophyta, Magnoliopsida, Fabales, Fabaceae. The coding region runs from base 1 to 519 and encodes 172 amino acids. The transcript has a single exon.
AUGACCUGGUAUAAAAGUUUGCCAGACGAGUCCAUCACAUCAUGGAGGGUGCUCGGAAAACUUUUUUCCAGACAUUUCACGGCCUCCCGAAGACACCCGAAGUCAGAAGCCUCCUUGGAAGCCAUUAUCCAAGGAAAGGACGAGUCCCUAAGGGCAUACAUAGAAAGAUUCAAUAAGGAAGCCGUACAGGUAUCCACCACUGCCCAUAUGAAGAAGUUCUUGCUCGAGCGCGGCCUCCGACCACGCUCAGACUUCGCUAAAGCCGUCGGAAUUGAAACCCCGGCAACUCUGGACGAAUUCUUCUUCAAAGCCCAAGCCUACAUACAGUACGAGGAGAAAGAAGCCGCCCACGCCGUCCGCAAUUCCAGGCACGAAGAGAGCAUUAAAAAUGCACGCCAAGAUGAGUCUCGCCGAGGAACUGACAAAAAGAAGGAGGAUAAAACUCGGGACCCCAAGGACUACAAAGCCCCUGCGGGGAAAUUCCGAGAGUACACCCCGCUGAACGCUUCAAGGGAGUGA